ACAGCACGUCGUGACUAUUGUGUCCGCCCCUUUUCAGGUUACCUGGACUUUUGUUUGUCCCCGUCAUAGCCAGGCGGCGAGAGGAACGAGAGAGAAGGGGAGGGAGGGGAAAGUGGCGGGGUAAAGCGCGCCAGGCUCCUGCCGCAUUUUCCUGCACCUGUGCGACCAAGACUUCCCGCCCGGGCCUACCUCGGCUGGGGGCAGCGCAAUUUGAGGAGCAGGCAGGCGUGUUUCCUCCCUGCCCCCUUCCCAAGCCCAGAAGGGAGGCGGGGGACGCCGCUACUGCUCUGACAGCUACGAACGCCUUCGCCUGCAAGGCGCGCUUUGCAUAACAAGCGAAAGGUGUGUGUGUGUGUGUGCGCGCGCGCGCGCGCCAGCGGGCUUGAGUGAGGCUGCUGAGAGGCAGGAAGAGGGACGCGGCCGGAGCGAGCAAGCGAGGGAGGGAAGGAGAGAGAGAGAAGGGGGUGUCUCCUCGGGAAUGUAGCAUGCAUGGCUGGGGGCUCCGUCAAGAUGCAGCCCCUGUGUGACAGGGCCGACUCUCUGCUCAUCGGCAAGAGCUCCGCCGGCGCCAGAGACCAGGAGCAGCAAGUGCAGCUGCGGCAAAAGCUGAGGGAACUGCCGGCGCUGCUCCGGAGCGGACUCACGCUGCGGAGGAAGAGCUCAGCCGCCGGGGGCCGGAUUAUAACCAGAAGAAUUUCAAAUCCCUAUCUGGAAAAUCCUCCAGGCAAGAUUUAUGGAGAGGGUGCCUCAUGCGCUGGGAGAGCUCUCAGAAAUGUUUUCAUUCUACAAGCUUCUGAUCUGAUGAAAGACAGAAUGUCUCUGAUGGGACUUUGCAGGAGAAGUUGCAUUGGAUCUGAACUCGUAGACUGGCUUUUAAAGCGCUGUCCUUUCAUAAAGAGCAGAUCUACAGCAGCUGGUAUCUGGCAGCUCCUACUGAAUAUGAGAAUUGUGUUAUCAGUGGAUAAACAGAUUUAUUUUCAAGACAAGUACGUUUUCUACCAGUUCUCAGCUGAUGAGUGUACAUAUCUUUUCUGUGAAUAUGAAAGAGAUGAUGGAUGGAAAAAUGGUGUGAAACUCUUAUUGCAGCUAGUGCCUGUUAUUCCUCCAAGGAUUAAUACCUGUAAUCUGAGCAAUAGAAAAAUAGAAGACACAACUGAGACCAAUGCUGAAAUUCUUUCCCGUCUCACUUCUGCAGUGCAGAGAGAAUUGGCGGCUGUUCUUGCUAUUAAGGCAAGAAAAUCAGCAAUGAGUCAAAGUGGUGAAAACAGCACUGAAGAAGAAGCAGUUCAAGACGAUCUGAAGGAUGUCUAUGAUGCACAGGCAGGAGUUAUGUGCAAGCUUCAUGAACGAGAGGAUAUUGGACGCCUUGAACUCGUCCAGAAACUGGCAAGAGAAAACCUUCUACAGACAGAUAAAAAAGAGCAAGAGAAGACAGAUCAGCUGGAUGAUGAAGUGACUACUAUUCAAGUGAAGGAACUGGACCAAGAUGUGCUGGUGCUUAGGAAAGUGUCGUCACAUAGCCCAGCCCCCACAUCAGGGAGUGCCGAGAGUGAUUGGAGAUACGUGGUGGUAUCCGGGACACCAGAAAAGAUUUUGGAGCACCUCCUGAACGACUUGCACCUGGAAGAAGUGCAGGACAAAGAAACAGAGACUCUUCUAGAUGACUUCCUUCUCACAUAUACAGUCUUCAUGACAACAGAUGAUUUGUGUCAAGCUCUCCUAAGGCAUUAUUGUGCUAAAAACCAUCAAGGGAAGGAAGAAAUUAUAGAUGUUUCUUGCAGAAAACGAAAAGUAUUGCACUUGGUGUCUCAGUGGACUUCACUUUACAAAGACUGGUUACAUGAAGAUGAGCAUCUUAAGCAAUUUCUCAAGACAAUAUACAGGAAUGUGUUAGACGAUGUCUACGAAUACCCUGUGCUUGAGAAAGACCUGAAAGAAUUUCAAAAAUUGAUGGGAAUGCAUCGUCGUCACACUGUAGAUGAAUAUUCACCUCACAGAAAGCAUAAAGCCAUUUUACAUCAGUUCAGUCUCAAGGAGAACUGGCUCCAGAACAGAGGGACUGUGAAUGAAACAGAGGAAGUUUUUUGUCGUGUGUAUAUAACAGAACAUUCUUAUGUCAGCGUAAAAACUAAAGUAUCCACUUCAGCUCAAGAGAUCUUGAAAAUUGUAGCAGAAAAGCUCCAGCAUUCGCAGGAAGACUUGGCUCUGGUGGCUCUUUCAUUCUCUGGGGAAAAGCAUGAAUUACAACCAAAUGACCUGGCAAUCUCCAAAUCCCUUGAAUCGUCGGCUCGUAUGUUCGUAUUUCGGAAGAAUCUGACAGAUACUCUGAACCCUUUUGCUGAAAAUGAGGAAGCCCAGCAAAGGUCAGUGAGAAUUCUGGGAAUUAACACGUGGGACCUUGCUUUGGAAUUAACAAAUUUUGACUGGAGUCUCUUCAACUUGGUUCAUGAGCAAGAGCUGAUAUACUUCACCUUCAGCAGAAAGGGCAAUGGGGAAAACACUGUGAAUCUUAGUCUUCUGCUUCAAAGAUGCAAUGAAGUUCAACUCUGGGUUGCUACAGAAAUACUCCUUUGCAACCAGCUCUGUAAACGUGUACAGCUAGUGAAAAAGUUCAUUAAAAUUGCUUCUCACUGCAAAGCCCAAAGAAAUCUGAAUUCAUUCUUUGCCAUUGUUAUGGGUCUCAACACUGCAUCCGUCAGUCGGCUUUCUCAGACCUGGGAGAGAAUCCCUGGAAAGUUUAAGAAGCUGUUUGCUGAACUUGAAAGUUUGACAGACCCUUCCCUGAAUCACAAAGCCUACAGAGAUGCAUUCAAGAAAAUGAAGUCACCGAAAAUCCCCUUCAUGCCUUUGCUCCUUAAAGAUGUAACAUUUAUACAUGAAGGGAAUAAAACUUUUCUGGAUAACCUUGUUAACUUUGAAAAGCUGCACAUGAUUGCAGACACAGUCCGGUCUUUGAGACACUGCAGACACAACCAGUAUGGAAAUGAAGUUCCCCAGAAAGAACAUCAGGAGCUGAAGCCCUACGUCCAUCACUUGCACAUCAUCGAUAACCAGCAGAUGUUGUUUGAGCUUUCUCAUAGGAUAGAGCCUCGCGUGUGAGUUCACGCAGAUUCACAUACCUGCAGCACUUUCAAUUAAGUGAAUGUUUAUGCCAAGCAUGUUGCUUCCCUUGGAGAGAGGUGAAUACUGAGUUUUAUCAGUAGCUGAUACCAUAACAAGCACAGCCAUCUCUUGCAAAGCAGAACGAGGAGCUGUUCGCUUCAGCCUUCCUGGAUGAGAGAAAUGCCAUAUCCAUUCAACUACAGACGGGGAAAGAGAGAAACAGCAUUCUUCAUAUACAAAGACUUGACUUCUUCAAAAAAAUAAUAAUCUUGGUCCUGAGUAGCUUUCAAUUCAGACUCUUAUCAGUGUUAAAUUGGGGGGAAAGAAGACAUUGGGACACUAUGAAGAAACUUUUUAGCAAGCAGCACUAUGUGAGAAAGGCACUCAUAAUUUGCCACACAUGGAUGCGCCUCACUAAUCAUCAUGAGCUGCCAAAAGGAUUGUUUGUUGCCAAAAAGAAAAUAGAUGAAAACAGAGAAAAAGAAGUACAUACUAAGCAAACUUUCCUGGGAUGUGUAGCAACCACUGCUGCAUGAACAUAAAGAAUGACAACUUGUUAGAGCACAGCAUACAGACUCAUUCAAACAAAUUGUAGAAUUGGACCAGCAGCAGGUGAUACUUCAUUUUAGCAGCCUUCCCUUCUGAAUGUGUUCCACAGCAUAAAGCAAAAUUUCACACUGUUAAACUGUUUGCAGCGCCAAGUGCAGCGUUUCUACACAGGAUUGAGUAGCAGAGUGCACAGUGCUUUCUUGGAUGUUUCUCUCAGCUUUUUUUUUUUAAAAUUAGAACUCCCUUUCCAAUUAGUCUAAUUUAGAUAAUCAAGUUCAUGAACAGACAUGCUUAUAGUUUAUUACAAAAGGAAUGCAGUAUGCUUUACUCCUUGAUAUCUGUACCAUAAGAUUACUGCAGUUGCCUUUAGAUGGGUGUAAUGUGACUUCUAAGCAAUGGUUAAGUAAAUAAGCAAGAAUCUAUGAGAUUGCAACAACCAGCAGCUUCCAACAGGGGGAAAGACCUCAAUCACCCUUGGGUUAAAUGUCACAAAAGCAAAAACAUCUGUACCUCAAUAUUGGAGGGGUGUUCUGGAAUGUUUGCCAAGGGCAUUACUUACACUGCCAGUGAAAACUUUUGCUAAUUGAAGUAGCUCCCGUACCUACCCACUCAAGGAACUAGAUUUCUGUAAGAGUCUUAUGGGUCUCCAAUAAAAUUAGCAUACAAAACUACCUGAGGGAAAGCUGGAAGAGCUACUAAGUGGCAUGCCCAUCAGUCAUUAUUUAUUAAGACUGAAAAUGAUAAAUACUUUACAGCUAUGUGAAACCUAACCUGUUGUGAGUGCACACACUUCAUUCUUUUUCACUAAGAAAGACCAAAUAGACCUAAGGGCUUAUCCACACUAUUAGUUCAAACUUUCAAGCUGUGGGGCUUGAAUCUGACAAGAGGCACCUUUUCAUAUUGUCUUGAGAGUAGUCAGUUUUGGUUCAUGUGGGUGAGAAACUCCUUGAAAGUCAAGCGCUCUUUUUGGAAUCACAGUGCAGUGCAGCAUAGCAGAGGAUCAACUAUGAUGGGUCCUAUCCAACAACUUUUUUGACACUUCCAUAGCCACACUUCUGGCAGAAGUAUAGCUCUCUAGCGAGGGAAAUGUGAUACUCUCUGGUGCAAAACUGGUUUCUUGAAGAUACCUGAAUCUGAUGAUUGCAGAUUUCUUGGGCUAUAUGCUAUCUGGAAACUUGUUUCAACUCCUUUCUCAAAAGCUUGUAGCAAAGGGUCACAGCCUUUAAUGUCAAAACAUGAGUCAAAGGUGAACAAAGAAUGAUAGUAAAGGGUUGCAAGGAUUUGCCUAGUGAGUGUGAUAAAUACGAUGCAAAACAAUGCAUUUCACUGUGAAAAAUCUAUUUAUAUGCAUCUUUAUACAAUAUACUAUUUUAUAGUGGAAAUGGGAACAUACUUCUUGUGAUACUAUGCCAGAAAGGAGAUACUGUGGGUAAAAUCUAGUGUUCUUUGAAAUGUGAGUCUACUAAAUUAAAUGAAUUCUCCUUUUUUAUUACAGCUGCUAGGGUAUAAUCAUUCAGGAACUUUUUUCUGCACAAGCUCCUCCCCAAGGGAUUGUGUCCUAUUGGAAGAGAAAUAAAAUCAGCUUUAAGUGGUAGGGUUUUUUCAGCAGGGUGGAGAUUCUUUCCAAUGCAUUUUGGCCUCCCCAGUAUGAAAAUUGUGGAAAUACUGUACAGUGAAUGUAAAGACAAGAUGUUUCAGAAUUGUAACUAUAUUAUGAAUAUGCUAUACAUGUUCUCCUGGCAGCUGCUUUUUUUAACUCAGUAAAAGGGAAAAACUGGCUGCCCUUUGAGUAAAUAUACAGUAUGCAUUUAUGUAGGUGGUUGCACAUGUUAGAAACAAUCCAGAUAACCUAUUUAGGCAUAUGAAUGGAGUUUUAUAUGAGGUUUUCCCUAAAGCAACUCAGCUGAAGAGGCAAGGAUUUUUUUAAAAACC
This is a messenger RNA of Podarcis raffonei (Aeolian wall lizard), 5583 nucleotides long. RefSeq names its product Rap guanine nucleotide exchange factor 5 (gene RAPGEF5). Gene Ontology annotation, biological process: Ras protein signal transduction; positive regulation of GTPase activity. The transcript has 26 exons. NCBI's taxonomy places the organism in Eukaryota, Metazoa, Chordata, Lepidosauria, Squamata, Lacertidae. Gene Ontology annotation, cellular component: plasma membrane. Gene Ontology annotation, molecular function: guanyl-nucleotide exchange factor activity. The record is from RefSeq and is a predicted model, not a curated record. Bases 490 to 3099 code for a protein of 869 amino acids.